Molecule: messenger RNA, 909 nt
Organism: Phaedon cochleariae (mustard beetle)
Lineage: Eukaryota; Metazoa; Arthropoda; Insecta; Coleoptera; Chrysomelidae
Source: the annotation of a GenBank genome assembly
AUGACCAAAAUCGAUACAGAAUGCGUCACCGUAGAUAUCAAUGUAUUUCCAACCCCUCCACCACCACCACCCCCUGCAUUGAAUCCCAUCCCCGAGAAAAUACUGAAAAUAUUAGAAAAAUACAAAUACAACUGGAGACUGGAUCAACUAGCCAAACCUCGUAGGAAAGCAUCCAAGUUCAUUCCAAUCGUGGUCGAGCCUCUCAAAAUCGUCAAAGUAAAACCUCUCAAACUAGAUAGUGAACUAGUUUACUAUGCUGAUCAGCAAUCCAGGCCCCCUUUGAGAACUCUUGUCCUCAACAAAAGACUCUAUGGCAAGCAAAAUGGCAGGAAAUAUAGACAGAGGGUGAGGAAGCUGAUAGAUAAAUCAUGGGGUUCCAUCUACAAUUUCUACAAGAAGAGAGAAAGAGACAAGAAGCUCAGGCAGCUCAGGCGAGAAGCGAAAAAAGUCAAGAAGACCCACGACAAUUCGAUCAUGCUCAAACUAGCCACGCCCAAGAGAGUCUUCUUCCCGGAACCCGAGGAGAAAACCCCCAAGAAAAUCUUUUCCGACUUUGACAGACUUGACACUCUAGCGGCUCCGAAGCCCUUCAUAGAGCUCCCACCCAAACGGAUGGGAGUCAAUCCCGCUGCUCUAACCUACGAACCUACCGAAAUUGUUCUGAAGUUGGCGCAGCAACCGGACCGAUACAAGUUCGUGUGCAAACCUCUGGAGCCUGGAAAAGUGCAGAGAGCUGCUUUGAGGUACAAAAUAACCGAGCGGACUGAGGCAUUGGCUGUUCCGAAACAGAGGAGUGAGAAGGCGAAGGUAGAUGAAGAUUGGGACCCUUGGGUUAUUCCAAAGAAUGCUCUCAAGUAUAAGGCUACCACCAGGAUAUUAGAACUUGCCAAACCUAAAGAACGGGAAUAA